AUGAUGCUUGCAACGUCCGCGUUCAGUCACAGGGUUGAUGUUGAGGGUAUAAGCCAUGUAAUAUCCAUUGGUAGCGUCCCCAGUAGUGUUGAUUUUCAGCAAGUUGUGCCAAGGAUGUGGAGAAAGAAGGUUAAUAAUGUGGGUCGGUCAAUUAUAUUGUUGGAUCCAGGGAUGAAAUCGGAGAUAAUCCAGGGAGAUAAAUGCGUGAAUGGUAUGUUGGUGCACGAAUUGAAUGGAAAAGUAGAGCAGAGUUGUUUGUAG
This is a messenger RNA of Debaryomyces hansenii CBS767, 261 nucleotides long. Its product is annotated as DEHA2D19250p. The record is from RefSeq and is a predicted model, not a curated record. Lineage: Eukaryota; Fungi; Ascomycota; Pichiomycetes; Serinales; Debaryomycetaceae. The coding region runs from base 1 to 261 and encodes 86 amino acids. The transcript has a single exon.